Messenger RNA from Schistocerca gregaria, 5455 nucleotides. RefSeq lists its product as uncharacterized. The transcript has 6 exons. The coding region runs from base 215 to 4951 and encodes 1578 amino acids. The record is from RefSeq and is a predicted model, not a curated record. Lineage: Eukaryota; Metazoa; Arthropoda; Insecta; Orthoptera; Acrididae.
ACUCUCUGACCCAUCAGAAAAACUGCUAAAAUAGAAUUUUGUUUCAUAGUAAAUCACCUGAAAACAUACUAAAUAUGGCUGUGAAAUUGCGAAACUGGUAGCACUGAUCACCUACGCUAAAAAUCAAUGAUUAUCGUUUAAUGUGUAUCUUUUUAAUUAUUGCCAGUUGCAACAAUGCAAUGCAGAAGACAGCUCCCGGAAAGUAGUUUUGUGCAUGAGUUUCUCUAACUUAUAUAGAGAAGUUGUCUUUUGUACUCCUUCCGCUAAUAGGACAUUUAGUGAGAAGCUGUUGGACACCUUGAGUAUAAUGGAGUCCUCAGUUAGUUCAGUUUUCUCGGAUAUGGUGUACAAUUGCAAGGGACAAAUAGUUCUCAUGCUUAGUGAAAGAGAAGGUCUUAUUCAGACAUAUGUUAAUGGACAUACCUGUGCGUAUGCUUUAUUUUUCCUGAAAGAUUUAUAUAUUUGUGGCACUAAUGAAAGAAAAUAUUCAGAAAUUCUGUCAUAUUUGAGAUAUACUUCAUAUAUGGUGUCACUUGAUGCCAAAAGGAUUGUAUUUCUCCCAUCGCUCAAGAAUAAAAUGGAAGACAUUACUUUUGAUCGACUAUACUUUGCACCUAAGGUAUGGGUUGGUGAGAGACCUCACUGUAGUACCUCACCGACAUACUGGGAUAUUCAGAGUAUUUUGCCUCAACUUAAAAUCUCACUCAGCCUUGUGUUUAAACAGACAACAUUAAACUUUUCAAAUGAACUACAUCUGCCACCUAACAACUUGAGACAUCAGUUGACAGACGUUUCAGGAAGAGUGAUCCAUAUAUUGAACAGUAAAGAUGCAGUAUUAGCAGUUCAAGCAGAGAAUUUGAGUCUUAACAUAAUUUUCAGUAUUCAUUUUCUUUAUAUCAAUAACCAGAAAUGUGAUGAGAACAGAGACAUAGCAGAUUAUGUGCAAUUAAGGAUGUUACUACAUUGCAACGCAAGGAGACUACAGAAUGAUACUGAUAUUUUUAUGGCAACAUGUAUCUGGAGUGGAACGAAACCUUCACCAGUUGACAUAUUUAGUGCUUGUGUUCCCAAAGCUUGUUCUGUAGCCAAACUGCGCAAAGCAGUAACUUACACUGGAAUAGUAGUUGAACUUUCACCACCUAAUGCAGCACUUCUUUUAACAACAGUUGGAAGAAAGAGAGCAUACGUUAUCAUAGAGGUUGAAAAGCUAAGUCUACAAGAGAAUGAUGAACCACUCAGUGGGGAUAGUUGCAUUGAUGAUUAUAUGGAUCUUACAGAUAUAGCUUUCUUCCAAGUUAGGCCUGCAAAAAAUGCAGAAGAAUUCUAUUUUGCUCAGCGUGCUUGGCUCCCAUUAAAAAUGGAAAUAAAUGAGAAUAUUUAUAUGGUGUCUGAUGACUGUAAAUUAAGAAAAGCAGGAAUGUUUCUGGAAAAGGCGUACAGAGACUAUCGAGCUGCAGUGGAAAUAGUAAAUGUUAAAAACAAAACUGCCAUUGAAAUUGCUGCAGAAUGGUCUCAAGGAAUAGGAGAAAACACUCAAGAAUAUGCUAUUAUUAAACUAAAUGAAAUUACACAGAACAUGCAGAUAGACUCCAGCAUAACUGACGAUUUACCAACAUUCUGCAAAAACUCAAUUAUUAAUGAUAAUGCUGCUGAAUGGUUACAUGGAAAUAAGGAAAACACUGGGGAAGUUGACAUUAUUAAAACAAAUGAGACUACACAAAAUAUGCAAACAGACUCUAGCAUACCUGAUGAUUUAUCGAUAGACUGUAAAAAUUCAUACAUUAAUGGCAGUGUUGCAGAAUGGCUCCAUAGUAAUGAAGAAAACACUCAAGAAGCUGAGAUUAUUGAACUAAAUGAGAUUGCACAGAAUAUGCAGACUGACUCCAGCAUAGCUGCUGAUUUAUCAACAGGAUGCAAAAACUCAUUUAUUAAUGAUAGUGAGAACAGAGAUAAUGAUGAACUAAUUUUCUGUGCUAAAGUUAAGGAUAAUCAAAAUGAUGAAGGUGAAGAUAAUUUGGGAACAGAACAGUUCGAAAUAAAUACUACACAGUGUAUCACUCUUGGAAAUAGUAGUUGUGCCAGUAACAAUGUGUCUGAAAAUGUUGUUAUGCCUAUGAAUAUCGAAAACAAACCUGGAAAUUUAAAUUGGGCAAGUGAACAACUCAAAAACUACACUGGUGUAACAUCUAUUUGGGAGUCUUCAUCAGAGAAACAUCAGCAGUUUUCAGAUUUCAGAGAUUUAGAAAAUGGUCCUGUGUCUUUGAAUAAUGAAAAUAUCCCACAAAAGUUCAGCUGGGCUGAUGAAGAGCCAGAAGAAAAUGAUGUAUCAAUAUUUAAUUCUGAUUAUUUACCUAAUAGCACUCAUUGUUCUCCUGUGAAUUCUGAGAUCAAAGUAAUCAGUGAUAGGAAAACACAUAAUGUUUUGCAGCACAAAGACAGUACAGACAGAACCAAAGAACAGGAUCAAAGCAAAAAGAACUCAGGUAAUGGAGAUGAAUCUAAAAGGGGUGAGUUUACCACAUACAAAAAUUCUGGUUAUAAAAUCCAUGGAGAUGAAAAUAAAUUUAAUAAUUUCUUAGAUUCAUCUCAGAAAAAAAUUACAGAUGUAUCAGCAAACAGAGAAACCUUUAGAUCUUGUCCAACUGAGAAAGUCCACUGUGCCAGUGAGAACCUGAAAAAUGCCAUGAAGUAUUUAACCAACUGCAAGAAACUACAUUACGUAGGUGUUGUGUGUCGUGUGGUGGCUCUGAUGACAGACAACAGAGGCGUGCUCUGUCUGGGAGAUGAUUCAGAAGCAGAAUUUCUUACUGAAAGUUUCAUUGGAAUCUCAGCAGAUUGUGUGCAAGCUGGGAUGGAAAUGAAGUGUGUUGCCAGCUGUUCAGGGUAUAAGAAGUUCGUUGCAUGGUGUGUGUGGUGUGGAAAUAGUACCCCGCCAAAAGCAGCAGAAAUUUCUCAUUUGUUAGAGGCAACUUCAGAUGCCCUCAACACAUUGGCAGCAAAUGCAUUAUAUGGAAGCCAUGUAAUUGCACUCGCACCAAAUACUGCCUUACUUGCAAUAAAGAUAAGGAAGCAAGACAUUCCAGUCCUCCUGACUGGUGACAUAGCAAACCAACUGGGUGAUCUGAGUAUGGGAGACUUUCUUGAAGUUAAGGUGAGGAAAGUGCCGUUUGGAAAUCCACAGUCCAAAUGUUUUUACUGGGAAGCGUCUGAAGCGAAGAGAGGCCUUUCAUUUGCUGAAGAACUUCUGCAGCUAAAAGAAUUUUCUUAUAAAGGGUUCCUUCGAAAAUCUAUUUAUAAAGCAUCUAAAACAACAAACAAAGCAAGGAAACAUAGUCAGAGUCAUAGUGCUUCAAGUCAUCUGCCCCAGGAUGUGGAUGAAAAAACAGUAAAUGCAUAUGAUUCAAAAAAUACUCCUAAAAUCAAAGACAAAAACUAUGAUCCAACAGGUAUUGUCCCAUCUAAGUCAUUAAAUGCAAUAGAAAAGGCUACUGAUGCUGAAAAGAUUACAGAAAAUAAAGAACAUUCUGAGCUCAAGAAUGAAUGUUCAGCAAAGGAAGAAUCUACUUCAGAAGUAACUGGUUUUGUUGAAAGUGUCUGUUGUUGGUAUGCUAUGAUUUCCUUUGAAUUGUCUGGUAAAACUGAAAAAGCUCUUUGCUAUAAGAAUGCACUAAUCACUAAUAGCAGUUUACCUCUUGCACAAGUUCUGACUGUUGGAAAAUGUGUCAAGCUAAAUAUUCAGUUAUUAAAUGCUCCAUUUCAAGGAGCCUGUUACCGGGCUGCAAAUGUUGAAUUGAUCGAAGAAGAGUCCGUUAUGAGUAAAACAGACUUGAAAAUUAACACCACAGCUACCAAGAGAGUAACUUUUGCUGAAGAAGAAAAUAUGUCAGUGCGAAAAAGUGAAACACAAAUACUUGGUCGAACCUCCGGAACAAGAAACACGCUAGAGAACAAAGGGCAAAUCGCUAAAGUGAAACCGAUGAUACAUCAACAGUCAUCAUCAGUUUCAUUGAGUCAGUCAUUUACUUAUCACAACAGAGCAUAUGCCCAGCCAAGAGAGUACACUCUAAUGACAAAUAGAGGAGGCCGUCAGUAUCUUACAACUACAAUUAAAAGCCAUGCUGCCAAAAUUAAGAGCUACAUAUCAGAAAAUGAAGCUGUGAUGGAGACUAACAUGUUUGGUGUGUUACUGGAUGUCAGGUUCACAAGAAACUUGUUUGAACUUCCCAGUUACAGCAGAUCAUUAAGUCUGCAAGAUUUUCUAAGCAUAGGACAAGACGUAUAUUUUGAUGCAUGUGUAACACGACCCUUGGAGUCGAAUUCUCCCAGCCUUUUCACAGUUGUUGUUAAAGGAGUGUGGCAGGGUAGAAGACAAAGAAGAUUUAAUUCCAGGCGGCUCAUUCCGCUGCCUAUUAACAGUCCCCGACAAUUGCGUGAAGGCCCAGUUUACAGAACAACUGUUGUUGAAAUGCGACCGCCAUUCGCAUUUGUUGUUGAGGAAAUGUUCGGCCAUGAAAAGAUAUUUGUCUUCAAUCGUGCAUUUCGGCCUGAUGGUGAACAUGGAGAUAAUAUGUUAGCUAACCAAAAUAUCACACAAUAUGUACAACCUGGGGAUGAAGUACUAGUCACAGUUUAUCGUAAUUCUCCAGAAUUUCACUAUCAGUUUGAGUGGAGUGCUCGGGAUGCAUGGCCUGCUAGAACACGAUUUACAGCACAUCAUCAGAAAGGGAAGGUGGCAUUCAUUGAAGAGACAUGGGGAUUGUUAACUACUUCCUUUGAAGCUGUUAUGCUUCAGAAUGAGAACAUAUAUCGCCAGGGACAGCCCCUUGUGAUUAAUAAUUUAAAGGAGUUUAUUAAAAAAGGGGAUAUUAUAUGUUUUAAAAUGAGUCCAGUGAAUCCAGGAAACAGGUAUCCUGGGAAAACUACUGCUGUGUUUUUGGAGUGCCAGUGCUGAAUAAAUAUUUUAACUUAAAAUUUAAUUUCUUCUUUGCAACAAAAUGUCUUUUUGUAAAUGUGAACAAACUGGGUUGGUGUUAGAACUAAUUUGUUCUUAAAAGAUAAGAUAGUUAAUGUUACAAAAUAUUGAUUUAAAUCUCUACUUCAGGCUUUAUUUUUUAUACUGUCGCUUAAUUUCCAUGUAAAUAAGUCAUGCAGCGCGUAGGCAGGACAACCAUGUGGCAAAGUAGAUAACAUACAAUGAAUACAAAGCUACAUUUCCCUAACACUGUGGGCAGGUAUGUAUUCACAAGGCAAUGUUAAAACACCAGAGAGACAUACAUUCCAUUUGGCUACUAUGUAAUCCUACCUACACAUUUAUAUCCUGUAACACCUAUGUCAUGUGCAGUUUUUAUAGUGAGUAUGCUAUACUGUCUUCCUAUCAAGUACAUGCAGGAUGCUUAUCAAGAUCAUAUCUUUACAUUACUUUCUGCUUGACACACAAUAAAAUUUUAAUAGGAUA